AUGCCAACAGUCUUACUCCCAUCUUCGGCCGCUGCUUUUGCGCCGCGAUCAUCCCCGAAUGUCGUGUUGAACACCAAGGUUGAGCCUUGGUUGACAGCCACCCUAAAGCGAGUUAACCGAGUCAAGCGUCCUUUGAACAAUGUCACCCAGCAUACCCGGUGUCUGACAGAAACACUUUCAUCGAAGAAUGCCAUCUGGACCCUGUGUUCAAUGAUGUUCACCAAAGCCCCCCAAACAGAGUUAGAGAAGAACGAGAAUCAUCUCUGGGAAGCCCUGCACAACCACCAAAUGAUACACAUGGAGGCCUACGUUGUACACGUCGACAUGGUCUCCCGUAACGAGGUGGCCUUCAAGUUGACUCCGGAAACCAUCGAAUCCCUAGUUGAUUUCCACAAGGAGGUCUACUCAGUGGAUGCUGCCGCCAAUACAUACAACUGGUCGGGAAAGCACGGUGAGCUGAAGAGAUUACAGGAGGAGUUUGUCCAAGCCGCCAACAAAUUCGUCUACCGCGCCAAUGCCCAGGCACUUGAGGGACUAGAAGAAGACGGCGCCGGAGAGCUACUGAGUGGUCGCAGCGAAGAAGCAAAGGCAGCCAUCGGCAAGCUCUUUGUCCCACUGGUUGCCCCUUCACCACCAGUGGUGGAUGUCAUGCGCCCAAUGCCUAUUCUGCCUAGUUCGACAGGCCCAGAAAACUGGUGGCAGAACCCGGUACCCCAGCCAGCGCCACUCGAGUCGUGGAAAGUACUGUCGCCCAGCCCCAACCCGGCCACCACGGGUGAUUCUAAUCCGAAUCUUUGGGCUAGUUUCAGUGAUGCCCAACUUGCAUCGCCGACCCCAUCUUACAGCCAACCCUUUACACCCUCGCCGUUCCAGACCUACGACUGCCUGCCGACCUGCAUGCCGACGACAUCGGCUGCUAUCAGUCCGCUCCCGUUGCCGACCAUGUUCCCAAGUAUGUUCCCCAGCAUGCUUGUACAGCCCUGCAGCACGGCUGUCAACAUGGGUAUGGGGGGCUUUAGCUGGGGUGACUUUGCUCCGCUGCCGUAUGGCACGAUCGCGUAG
Messenger RNA from Penicillium expansum, 1062 nucleotides. RefSeq lists its product as uncharacterized. The transcript has a single exon. The coding region runs from base 1 to 1062 and encodes 353 amino acids. NCBI's taxonomy places the organism in Eukaryota, Fungi, Ascomycota, Eurotiomycetes, Eurotiales, Aspergillaceae. The record is from RefSeq and is a predicted model, not a curated record.